Mercenaria mercenaria is the source of this 3185-nucleotide messenger RNA. Its product is annotated as transmembrane protein 192-like. Gene Ontology annotation, cellular component: lysosomal membrane; late endosome. The record is from RefSeq and is a predicted model, not a curated record. The transcript is spliced from 7 exons. The coding region runs from base 108 to 908 and encodes 266 amino acids. NCBI's taxonomy places the organism in Eukaryota, Metazoa, Mollusca, Bivalvia, Venerida, Veneridae.
CGUCUUCCAUUGACUCUUCAAAAAGGAAGAUUUGAGCACCGCUACGAACACUUCCUCGUUCAAGAAAUGAAUUUUAUUAAAUAGACAAAUAUUGGUCAAUUCACGCUAUGGUCAGUUUGUCGGAGGACAGCGAGCGUGCUAGGAGUCACUUCUUUGAGAAGGAGGAUGAGGACUUUAUGACAGAAUCUGCAACACUGUCUCUGGUUGUCAGCACAGAACAAACUGGUAAAACAAUCAACACAACAUGGAUCAUCUUCGUAGAAAUUGUCCUUGUGCUGGCUGUUUGGGUAUGUGCCUUCAUCUUGCCAGUACUGUGUACAGGAGAUAAGUGUGGUCCUGAGCCAGUAGCUUUGAUUUUAUACAUUGUUGGAGGUGUGUGGUUCUUACAGCUUAUUAUUGAUAGAUAUUACAGGAACCAGCAUUAUAAGAACCGACUAUGCGGAUACCUCAGUUUUUACAGACGUACACGCAAUAUUAGACGUCUUCCACUUAUCAUUGCAUCAGCAGCCACUGCUUGUUUGUUGAUAGUGAGUCAGAUUUUAGCAGAGAAAUGUGGAGAGGAAGAAGUGAAAUGUGGGCCUUUACAUAAAGACGGCUACAUACAGAUAAUUGUAUCAUUCUCUUGUGCCAUUCAAAUAGUUCUUCUUAUCAUUUAUAGUAUUAGAACAAUUAACUUUAACAAAAGUGGGGCAUCGCCAGAUGUCAACCAGGAGGAGAUGGUUACCAGUUUCCUUCAAACAAAUUCCAUUUCUUCUGAUGUUGGAUUCAGAGAUGGGGGAUUAUUGGACCAGGUAUUGGAAAGACAAGCUGAUAUGAUACGGUACCUGAAACAACACAAUGAACAGCUCAGCAAGAAAAUACUUGUUUUGUCUGAGGAAAAUCAGACUCUGAAACAGAGAAGACAAUAAAAAAAAUCGAUGCUCUCCACAAAAAAAAGGCAGUCUAUACAUGUAGUCAAUUGUACAUUGUCUUGAAAGGGGCAGGUUUCCAAAUUUGUGUCAACAUUGUCAAAGUUUAGAAAGUUGUUUAACUUUGUAAGUACAGCGAUGUAGUGCUAGAUAGAGCUAAAUACAAUUUAGAAAGUACUUGGAUUUAUUAGAAACUCUAAAUAAGAAUAAAUGCAAUUUGGAAAGUACUUGAAUUGUUAAAAACUUUAAAUAAAAAUUAAAUGAAAUUCAAAAGGUACUACCACUUGCUGAACCUCUAGAUAAAUCUUUAAAAGCAAAGCACUUCAUUGAGUUCUGGGCAGUAUUUUUUUACACACCAAAUGAAAAAAAAAAGUUUUCAGUCUGUAAAACAUGGAGAAAAAAUCUUAAUAUUGUUUAGUCACGUGAUACAAUUUUAUUGUUUAGUCACAUGAAAAAAUUGUAUGUAAAAUGAAGCAAUUUUAGGUGUACUGUAAUAUGAUAAGUAAUUUUGAUUUAUGAGUUGUUAUAUAAUAGAUAUCGCUGUCUGUUAAAAGAAAUAGAGGUGUACAUCUGGAAACAUGCCCCUUUAGCGCAUGUUUUAUCUUGUGUUUGGAAUAUGUUUCUGUUAAUUGAGAUUUUUAAUACUGUUUUUGUUUGUUUCAUGAUGUAUACCUUCAUCCACCUUCUAAACUCCCGCCUCCUGUAAGCAGAAAAGUCGGAAUGGAUAAAAGUUCUGUUCUUACUUCUUACAACUACAAAAAAUAUAGGUCAUGAAAGGGAAUAAAAUGUCUUACCAAUCAUUAAUUUUUGACGAAGUCUUGCAGAUAGAGGUGAACCCUUAUACCUAAAAGUUUUACUAUAUUUUAUACAAUAUACCCUACUGCAGGGAACCAUGUCAUAGAAUUUUGAUAAAUGCCUUUACUUUAAUUUUUGUCGAGCCAGCUUGUGGAAGCGAGGUAUAGUUGUCCAAAUGGCUGUUUGGUGUUUGUCUGUGUGUCUGUCCGGAUUUGCUUGUCCAGACCAUAACUUUGACAUGCAUAGAGCAAUCUCGUUUAUAUUUGCCAUGAAUGUUAACCUCAGUGAGACGGAGUGUCAUGCGCAAUCUGCAGGUUCCUAUCUCAAAGAUCAAAGUCACACUUGGAGGUCAAAGGUUAAAUUCAAUAAUGACUUUGUCCAGAGCAUUUCUUUUUCAUGCAUGGAGGGAUUUUGAUUUAACUUGGCACAAAUGUUCACAACCAUGUGAUGGAGUGUCAUGCGCAAGAACCAGGACCCUAGGUCUAAGGUCAAGGUCACACUUAAGAGUUCAAAAGUCAGAUACAAGAAUGACUUUGUCCGGAGCAUUUCUUUUUCAUGCAUGGAGGGAUUUUGUUGUAACACACAAUUGUUCACCAUCAUGAGACAGAGUGUAAUGUGCAAGAACCUAGCAUUACUUCCUUUUGUUGUUACUAUAAAUAGCUUAUAUUGUAACUUUUUAAUUACUGGUCGUAGGAAAAAAUCAAGACCACUUUUCUGUAGAACAAUAUGCAUGUUACAUCCAAUUUUGAGGUGUAUUUUUACCUAUCUCUACUGGUAAGGAUUUUUGUGUGGACUUAGAUUUUUUUAAAGAUUUUCUUCCUUUUGUUGUUACUAUAAAUAAUUUAUAUUGUAACUUUUUGCAAUCAUUUUUUAUUUGGCAUAAAUAUUUGCCUCAUGUGCAACUCCUAGUCCUUUUGACAGCUGGCAGGCUCGACAUGUUGCCCGUGGGCAUCUAGUUAUACCUGUUAUAGCAGCAUAGAGUGUGGUUUGUUUCUUUUUUUAAAAAUUAGUCAAUAAAAUAUCAUUUUUUUAAACUCCAGGUUUAUUUCUACUUGAAUUACAGCAGCAAUAAGUAUUUAAUGGUUUUACUUUCUCAGAGCUUAACUUCUUACUGCUUGUGAAAAUAAUGCUUGUGUGUAACCAUAUUCAUAGAAAUACAGUAUUCUAAUCUAUAGCAAAACAGAUAAUGUAAAGCCUAAAUCAAUUAAUUUUAUUAUUCUUAAAAAUAAUAACAGUCUUCCUUUCUUAAAAUCAAAUUAUAGACUUUAAUGAAAUAUUAAAUUGAAGUAUAAAGUUUAGUUACACUAUAAUGGUAUACAGAUAUGGUAUCACCAAAAGUCUUGAGCAGUGUUAUAAAUGUAACUGCUAUCAUUAGAUAUGGAACCACAUUAUCUUAAGUGUUACUUAUUAGACUACAGAAAGAAAUGGUAGGAAAAAAUCAAACAUUGAUUGAAUUUUCUUGUUUAAAAAGAUUGCAUUUUC